Aspergillus wentii DTO 134E9 is the source of this 1048-nucleotide messenger RNA. RefSeq lists its product as uncharacterized. The transcript has 4 exons. The record is from RefSeq and is a predicted model, not a curated record. Lineage: Eukaryota; Fungi; Ascomycota; Eurotiomycetes; Eurotiales; Aspergillaceae. Bases 26 to 793 code for a protein of 255 amino acids.
UGACAACUGAGAACAAAAGAUCAGAAUGUAUCAACGAGUCUAUACAAACGACUCGGAUGUGCUCAUCCUGGGUCUCUACUUUGUCUUUAUCCUCUACCAACUCGUCAACAGAAAGAGCUAUCACCCCCAUCCAGCUCUACCAUAUCACACGGUUGCCGGCCUGGCCGAACUAGCCCUCUACUAUGGCGGCUAUCCAUGCUCUCUCCCCGCCGUGGCAGCGUGUCUCGUCCACUCCGCCACAUCCUGGAUGCUCGUCAAACACCUCAAAAAAGGCUAUCCCCCUAUCACCAAACCAUCCUACCAGGCAUCAGGCCUCAUGCGACCACUCGUCAUACUCCACGCAUACCACACCCAAGAGCCAAUGGCCUACCACGACGUCAUCAUGCCCCUCCACGCCUUCAUCUACAUGAGGGCCUUUCUCUUCCUCUUUUCCACCAUGGGUCCCACACGCGACUUUAUCAAGAAUAUGAAUUCGCGGUUCGUGUACGCGCUGGGCAUUACGGGCUCGGGAGCAAUGGCGUUUGGCCACUGUAGUAGUUCCUGGGCGGGUGUGGCGUACUUUAUCCUGGUGCACUUGGUGGGCAAGUUUAGUUUGUGGACGAGGAGGAUUUAUGAUUCUUACAUAUACGCCAAAAAACCCGUGCCAGAGUAUAUCCUCUUCUGCCGACGCAUCGGGGCGUUUAUCUUUGACAUUCCCACGGAAAACGAGAUGCAGGCGGCUGUUGCGGACGGGCCGAAGAUAGGAUAUUUGCCCAUGGAUCGGCUGGGGCAUGAUUGGGCGGCGUUUAACUAGACUGGUUCUGGGUCGGUGUGACCAAUAGAGGGUAUGAUAGAUGAUGACGAAAUAGACCUGGGAGCGGUGGUUGCACUUUAUUCAGCUUGUUUUGUUGGAGAUUCGGUGUAUUGCAGUCCGACUUUUUAUAUCUACCACUACAAACAUUACAGUAUGUCUAGAUUAGCCUCAUUCAUCUAGAGAUAUUUAGAUACAUAUAUAGACAGUCAUACAACAUGCUUAGAAUACCAGCUAUCUUUAAGCACAAUAUUAGGC